Euleptes europaea (tarantolino) is the source of this 1191-nucleotide messenger RNA. It is a transcript of the gene TDG, whose product is annotated as thymine DNA glycosylase. Gene Ontology annotation, biological process: base-excision repair, AP site formation. The record is from RefSeq and is a predicted model, not a curated record. Lineage: Eukaryota; Metazoa; Chordata; Lepidosauria; Squamata; Sphaerodactylidae. Bases 50 to 1174 code for a protein of 374 amino acids. Gene Ontology annotation, cellular component: nucleus. Gene Ontology annotation, molecular function: mismatch base pair DNA N-glycosylase activity. The transcript has 9 exons.
AUAUUACACUCCUCUUCAGCCAGCAUUUUACCCUUUUCCUUUCCAUGAAAUGAUGACUGCAUCUCCAGACAUGGAGAUGAUGGAUGAACAGCAAGAUCUUCAGGGAGUUUUGAAUCCAAACUGCAUUCAGGAGCCUGUUCAAGCUGCUCCAAAAGGAAGGAAGAGAAAAACUAAAUCUACUGAACCCAAAAAGCCUGCUGCUAAAGCUGCCAAGUCAAAAGGCAAACAAGAGAAAAUCACAGACACUUUCAAAGUCAAAAGGAAAGUGGAUCGUUUUAAUGGUGUAUCUGAAGCUGAAUUGUUGACCAAAACACUGCCUGAUAUACUGACUUUCAAUCUGGACAUUGUAAUUAUUGGUAUAAAUCCAGGCUUAAUGGCAGCCUACAAAGGGCAUCAUUACCCAGGACCUGGAAACCACUUUUGGAAGUGUCUGUUUUUGUCUGGACUUAGUGACCAACAGUUGAACCAUAUGGAUGAUCAUACCUUACCGCAUAAAUAUGGUAUUGGAUUUACAAAUAUGGUGGAAAGGACAACACCAGGUAGCAAGGACCUUUCCAGCAAAGAGUUUCGGGAAGGAGGACGCAUUCUGGUGCAGAAAUUACAGAAGUAUCAACCUAAAAUAGCAGUUUUUAAUGGAAAAUGUAUUUAUGACAUAUUUAGUAAAGAGGUUUUUGGAGUGAAGGUUAAAAAGCUGGAAUUUGGACUGCAGCCUCAUAAAGUUCCAGACACAGAAACUCUCUGCUACGUUAUGCCAUCAUCCAGUGCAAGAUGUGCUCAGUUUCCUCGUGCGCAAGAUAAAGUUCAUUAUUAUAUAAAGCUGAAGGACCUAAGGGAUCAGCUAAAAGGCAUUACAUCAAACACAGAGAUCCAAGAAGUGCAAUACACCUUUGACUUGCAGCUUGCACAAGAGGAUGCUAAGAAAAUGGCCGUCAAAGAAGAAAAAUAUGAUCCAGGUUACGAAGCAGCUUACGGGGGAGCUUACAGUGAGAAAACAGCCAGUGAGAGUGAACCAUGUAACUUUUCUUCAAAUGGAACAGCAUCCAAUGCAGAAUAUAGCAGUGGAUCUUCCUUUGGAGAUGUCCCCAAUGGACAGUGGAUGACAGAAUCCUUUACAGACCAGAUUCCCGAAUAUAACAACCGUAGGCCACAAGAGGAACAAGGAAACAAUGCUUAAAGUCUGCCUUUUCAGUC